UUGUGCAGUUCGCAGUGGCCGACGUUGCAAUUUUAUUCGUCAGGUGGUACACAGCUUAUGGAGUUCUGUCCACAUGGAACCAGGUUGGAUUGUGAAAAAAAUUCAAUCACCGAUUGCAAGAAGCUACACUUCAAGAAAAUAAUCCAAAAACACACGGAUGAGUCGUUGGGGGAUUGUUCUUUUCUCAAUACCUGCUUCCAUAUGGACACGUGUAAAUACGUGCAUUACGAAGUGGAUAGGGCAGCCCAAAUCCAUGGCAAUCAGUUGGUCAUUCCCAACCUACCAGCAGUUGGACGAGUGGAAAGCACCACACUGUAUCCACCGCAAUGGGUGCAAUGCGACCUGCGGUACCUGGAUAUGACCGUGUUAGGAAAAUUUGCAGUGAUAAUGGCUGAUCCGCCUUGGGACAUCCACAUGGAACUCCCAUAUGGAACAAUGUCCGACGAUGAAAUGAGACAACUGGGUAUACCGCAACUGCAAGACGAAGGACUGAUAUUCUUGUGGGUUACUGGACGAGCUAUGGAACUGGGCAGGGAGUGCCUCAAGUUGUGGGGCUACGAACGAGUGGAUGAAAUCAUCUGGGUCAAGACCAAUCAGUUGCAAAGAAUCAUCAGAACUGGUCGUACUGGACAUUGGUUGAACCAUGGCAAAGAGCAUUGCCUAGUGGGAAUGAAAGGUAACCCGAAGGACCUGAAUCGAGGCCUCGACUCGGACGUAAUCGUGGCAGAAGUGCGUGCAACCAGUCACAAGCCGGAUGAGAUCUACGGGAUGAUCGAAAGAUUAUCGCCCGGUACCAGGAAGAUUGAGCUGUUUGGCCGUCCGCACAACAUCCAACCAAACUGGAUCACCUUAGGCAAUCAAGUGGAUGGAAUCCGACUCUUAGACCAGGAUUUGAUUGAAAGUUUCAAGAAGCGGUAUCCGACGGGCAACUGUAUGGCCCCGCCGCCUGAAAGUGUUCACUAAACAAGACGAAAGUGAGUUGAAAAAUUUUAUUAAACGAUUUGUUUUCCUUAUGUUGACCGAACUAUGUACAAACUUAGAUGAUUACAUGAGAUCUAACAAAAAUAUCA
Dendroctonus ponderosae (mountain pine beetle) is the source of this 1070-nucleotide messenger RNA. RefSeq names its product N6-adenosine-methyltransferase MT-A70-like protein. Gene Ontology annotation, molecular function: mRNA m(6)A methyltransferase activity; mRNA (2'-O-methyladenosine-N6-)-methyltransferase activity. The annotation marks the transcript as partial. The transcript has 7 exons. NCBI's taxonomy places the organism in Eukaryota, Metazoa, Arthropoda, Insecta, Coleoptera, Curculionidae. Gene Ontology annotation, cellular component: nucleus; RNA N6-methyladenosine methyltransferase complex. The record is from RefSeq and is a predicted model, not a curated record.